Seriola dumerili (greater amberjack) is the source of this 1050-nucleotide messenger RNA. RefSeq names its product opsin-5-like (gene opn8b). The coding region runs from base 1 to 1050 and encodes 349 amino acids. The transcript is spliced from 4 exons. Gene Ontology annotation, molecular function: G protein-coupled receptor activity. NCBI's taxonomy places the organism in Eukaryota, Metazoa, Chordata, Actinopteri, Carangiformes, Carangidae. Gene Ontology annotation, cellular component: membrane. Gene Ontology annotation, biological process: G protein-coupled receptor signaling pathway; visual perception. The record is from RefSeq and is a predicted model, not a curated record.
AUGGAUAUCUACGCCUCCACUUUAUCACCAGCUGUGGAUAUCGGCGCAGGUUGUUACCUGCUGGUUGUAGCUGUGCUCUCCAUUAUUGGAAACCUCCUGGUCCUAAUCAUGGCUUUCAAAAAGUCAUCAAGGAUGAAACCACCAGAGCUGCUGAGUGUGAACCUGGCAGUGACAGACCUGGGAGCAGCUGUCACCAUGUACCCCCUGGCAGUGGCCUCAGCCUGGAGCCACCACUGGCUCGGGGGUGAUGUCACCUGUCUUUAUUACGGACUAGCAGGAUUCUUCUUCGGUGUCGCCAGCAUCAUGAACCUGACUAUUUUGGCCGUAGUGCGCUUCGUAGUUUCCCUCAAUCUGCAAUCUCCCAGUGAGAAAAUCAGCUGGAAAAAGGUGAAGAUGCUGUGCAUCUGUAUCUGGCUGUACGCUCUGGUUUGGGCUCUGUUCCCUGUACUGGGCUGGGGCCGGUAUGGCCCGGAGCCCUUUGGCCUGUCCUGCUCACUUGCCUGGGGAGAGAUGAAACAUGAGGGCUUCUCUUUCGUCAUCUCCAUGUUCUCCUUAAACCUCGUCAUGCCCUCUGUCAUCAUCAUCUGCUGCUACUUCGGCAUCACCAUCAAGCUCUAUUUCACCUACAAAAACUCAAUGAACAACAGCUCCCGAAUCCCCAAUAUUAUCAAGCUGCAUCGGAGGCUGUUAGUGAUCGCUGUCCUGAUCAGUGUCGGUUUCAUAGGCUGCUGGGCGCCCUAUGGCCUGAUAAGCCUGUGGUCUAUUUUCCGUGACAGUGAAACCAUCCCUCCUGAAGUCAGUCUCCUGCCAUGCAUGUUUGCGAAGAGCUCCACUGUAUACAAUCCUUUGAUAUACUACAUCUUCAGCCAGAGCUUCAAAAGGGAGGUAAAGCAGCUGCAGGGGAUGUGUUCAGGGUUUAAUGCCUGCCGUGUUUCCAACAGCAUCAAUGACAACAGCAUUUACAUGGUUACUGCUGACAUCAAGCCCACAAUAGCAGCACGGUCUACUUUGCAGGAGAUCAUGGAGUCAAAGACAGUGACUUUGGGUUGA